Molecule: messenger RNA, 1158 nt
Organism: Eimeria necatrix
Lineage: Eukaryota; Apicomplexa; Conoidasida; Eucoccidiorida; Eimeriidae
Exons: 1
Coding region: 1-1158 (385 amino acids)
Molecular function (GO): nucleic acid binding; zinc ion binding
Source: RefSeq, a predicted model, not a curated record
AUGAGGACGGAGCGGGAUAUGCAUCUACGCAGCGGGAAAGUGGUACUGCCUCCGCCUGCACCGGGCCCUGAAAUGCACCAUAUAGGGGAGCCAAACGACGAAUCCGCGGAUUGCCCAAUGGUAACGCCGCGAACAGAACCCGAUCGCUGCAACAGCCCACCCCCCGCGGGGUUGCCUCGAUCGGCACCGAGAGACUGUGAUCGCGAUGAUGGAGGGCGCAAGACAUCCGGAGUGGAGCGAAAUCGGGUGGAUCCAAAUCUACCCUCGUUCUAUCGGGAGCUUGCCUCACAGAUGGCACAGGGGGCAGUGCAGGCGUCCCAUAGGGCCAUCGGAUUCGAGGACGGCGAGAACGUGAGGGAUUUCUUCGACCUAGCGGAGUUAGAUUUCAUUGAGAGAGGGCUGGAAGAACGGGUGUGGGGAGAAGAAAUCAAAAGAUAUCUGAGGGGAGAAGCCUUGAGAUUCUGGUUGUAUCUGCGCCGCACUGGGGAACGUCUAACUGAUUGGGAGCGACUGAGACAACGAUUCUGCGAGCGCUUCUGUAAUAUAACUCUGGAACGGAUGAAAGUCAUGUUAGCGAAGAAUGUCUGGAGGGGCGACCCCCACGCAUACUCUGCGGGUUUUGCGGACAUCGUGGCUCAAGGGGUGACGGUGGCCCCAGAUCUGUUGGUGGGCUACUACCUGGCCAACCUGCCAGAUGAAAUAAUCCGGGAGGUUACUCACGGGGGAACAAGGAGAUUCUCCGAUUGGCAGGAAGCCGCCGCAGCACUGGCAACCAUGGUGUUGCCGUGGAAGGAUUUGCGCGAAGAAUGCCACCGUCUCCGGCGAGACUUAGAGGAUGCCUCACGAAAGUGGGAUAAAGGUGGGCGCGAGCCGGGCCUACCACGCGAACGAGAGAACAGGGACGACAGAAGGAAUGAUAUUGCGGACACACACUGCUACGCGUGCAGCGGAAGGGGACAUGUGGGCAGGGACUGUCCCCUCCGUAUUGGAGCGACGCGACGAAACGGGGAAAUGUGCUCCCGGUGUGGAGGCCGGGAUCACUAUGCUAGAGAUUGUCCUACGCCAGCUCGCCCCAGGGCAGAGCCCGUCCGGUCGCCCAGACAGCAGCCAACGCGGCCCAGCGCCAACCGACCGGGGCAUUUAAACGAACGAGCCUAG